CAAGACAACCCGCGUACGGUGGCUAUCCCGGUCAGGCCUACCACCAGCAGCAACCUCCCUCCAACCCCUACGGAUACAGUCAUCAACCCCCUGCCCAGCCGUACCACGGGUCGCAUCCCUCACAGAAUGGCUAUGGUGUAUGUUUUGAGCCGUGAUACCUUGGAGAAAAGUAUGCGUGGUUGACUUUUCGCCCCCAGCACCCGCAGCCGUCAUAUCCGCCCAGUGGAGGUCAGAUGUACCAGGGACAGGCACGACCAGCUCCAACCUCUCAUGGUGCUCCCGCACGCCCACCGAAUAACCCCGUCUCUUUCGGGCAGGGUGCUCCCCAGGGAUACAGCUUCCAAUACUCCAACUGCACAGGAAAGAGAAAGGCUCUGAUGAUUGGAAUCAACUACUUUGGUCAGAAGGGUCAGCUGCGUGGCUGUAUCAAUGAUGUCAAGAACAUGUCCACCUACCUAAACCAGAACUUCGGCUAUGCCAAAGAGGAUAUGGUUCUCCUCACCGAUGAUCAGCAAAACCCCAUGAGCCAGCCCACCAAGGCAAAUAUUUUGCGAGCGAUGCAUUGGUUGGUCAAGGAUGCUCGUCCAAACGAUUCGCUUUUCUUCCACUAUUCAGGCCAUGGUGGUCAAACGCCAGACUUGGACGGAGACGAAGACGAUGGUUACGAUGAGGUGAUCUACCCAGUCGACUUCCGGGCCGCCGGUCACAUCGUGGAUGAUGAGAUGCAUCGGAUCAUGGUCAAAUCCCUCCAGCCGGGUGUGCGACUCACGGCCAUCUUCGACUCCUGCCACUCCGGCUCCGCCCUGGACUUGCCCUACGUCUACUCGACCCAGGGUAUCCUCAAGGAACCCAAUCUGGCCAAGGAAGCAGGCCAAGGGUUGCUGGGUGUUGUUUCGGCCUACGCCCGGGGCGACAUGGGCAGCAUGGUUUCAACUGCUAUGGGUUUCAUCAAGAAGGCCACCAAGGGCGACGAAGCUUACGAGCGAACCAAGCAGACUCGAACAAGCCCCGCAGAUGUCGUCAUGUGGUCUGGCAGUAAAGACUCGCAAACCAGUCAAGAUGCCCAGAUCGCUGGCCAGGCCACCGGCGCCAUGUCCUGGGCGUUUAUUGCGGCACUGCGCAAGAAUCCCCAGCAGAGUUACGUGCAGUUGCUCAACAGCAUUCGAGACGAGCUAUCCACUAAAUAUUCACAGAAGCCGCAGCUGAGCUGCAGUCACCCGGUGGGUAAGUAAUAUUGUAUGAUAUGGUUUUUUUUUUUUUUUCUUUUUCUUUUUUUAGUGUUGCGUUUUUGUCUGGUGAACCAUGCUAACCGUGGCCACACAGAUAUAAAUCUUCUCUAUACGAUGUAAAUAUUUAUUUUCACUUUCGAAAUUGGA
This is a messenger RNA of Aspergillus wentii DTO 134E9, 1376 nucleotides long. Its product is annotated as caspase family protein. NCBI's taxonomy places the organism in Eukaryota, Fungi, Ascomycota, Eurotiomycetes, Eurotiales, Aspergillaceae. Bases 234 to 1232 code for a protein of 332 amino acids. The record is from RefSeq and is a predicted model, not a curated record. The transcript has 3 exons. Gene Ontology annotation, molecular function: cysteine-type endopeptidase activity. Gene Ontology annotation, biological process: proteolysis.